AUGCAGGAGCCGGAGUGGCAGGCAAGAGAGAGGCAGCAGGCUUGGGCUCAGGGUUGCCCGGAGCGCGCAAGCGGCGAGUCCCCGUGGGGCGAGUGCAAGCCCCGCUGCCGCUGCCGCCGCUGCUGCUGCCUCCUCCGCCACCUCCUGCUUAGGCACAUCGAGGAGCGGGAGGCCGAGCCGCCGCCGCCGCCGCCGGAGAGCGCGGAGCAGACGUUGCCGGCGCUGCCCGGAGGGGGAUGCCGCUGCUGCCGCUGCAACCGCCGCCGCAG
Podarcis lilfordi (Lilford's wall lizard) is the source of this 269-nucleotide messenger RNA. The record is from the annotation of a GenBank genome assembly. Lineage: Eukaryota; Metazoa; Chordata; Lepidosauria; Squamata; Lacertidae.